AUGCAAGAUCCAGUUCAGCACAAUCGAAGGUGGUACUAUCCUUACGUGGGCUAUGUCACAUUGUGUGGCAGAUGGGGGGGAAACAAUGAGCUGAUGCGGGUGCUAAGUGAAGCAACGAAGAUCGCGCAGGAGCGGACUACGGACGACGUGCUGGCCCUGGCUGCCGCGUCGACACAAUUAGGCCUGGACCGCAGCAUUAUGCGGAACAUGUCCAGUGAGAUCCCGUUCAAGCUAGGAGACCAUCCAGGAUAUAUGACGAACGCGCCAAAACAGCCCCCCAGCCACCCGUUCGAGGCUCCAUCGGCAGAGGUACCAAUCAGCUUCUAUAUCCCUGCGACUGGGGUGGCCCAGCUGAAAGCAGAUGCAACACAGCCGGGAGCACCGCCGAUUUCCACACACGAUGCAAUCUGCGCCCUCAUAUGGCGAAGUCUCAUCCUUGUACGCAGGGAACGCUCUGCCGCAGCGAGGGCCCUCCCCGGGUCCACAAAGACCAACCUUUUCAUGCCCUCGGACGCCCGUCGCCACCUUGACCUCCCGCAAUCGUACAUCGGCAACGCCGUCUACCAACUCUCCGUCUCACUCGACCUGGGCAAGCUCCUCGACCCGCGUUCCGGCCUGCAGGAAGCUGCCGGCGCAGUCCGCCACGCCAUCACGGUCGUCAAUCCCACUCUCGUGCGCAGCAUCAUGGCCGAGACGAACAAGAGGUGGGUGGACUGGGCGUUUCUGGGCAGUUACUCGUCGACCGGAGUGGCCAUGGGGACGGAUUGGACGAGCUCACCGCUGUAUGACCAGGACUGGGGGACGGUAUUCGGUGGAGUACCAGUUAGGUACAGAUACCCCGGUGAGCCGGGGCUCAAUUGUGUUAUGCCCAAGCUACCAGACGGAGCGGCAGAGGUGAUAGUGAGCGUGAUGGAGAACGAAGUGGACAAGCUGAGCAGCGAAGAUUGUUUCGGGAAGUAUAUCGAGCGGCAGUAG
Cladophialophora psammophila CBS 110553 is the source of this 975-nucleotide messenger RNA. RefSeq lists its product as uncharacterized. The coding region runs from base 1 to 975 and encodes 324 amino acids. The transcript has a single exon. Gene Ontology annotation, molecular function: acyltransferase activity, transferring groups other than amino-acyl groups. The record is from RefSeq and is a predicted model, not a curated record. Lineage: Eukaryota; Fungi; Ascomycota; Eurotiomycetes; Chaetothyriales; Herpotrichiellaceae.